This is a messenger RNA of Nilaparvata lugens (brown planthopper), 6284 nucleotides long. It is a transcript of the gene RpII215, whose product is annotated as DNA-directed RNA polymerase II subunit RPB1. The record is from RefSeq and is a predicted model, not a curated record. Gene Ontology annotation, molecular function: DNA binding. The coding region runs from base 149 to 5824 and encodes 1891 amino acids. Lineage: Eukaryota; Metazoa; Arthropoda; Insecta; Hemiptera; Delphacidae. Gene Ontology annotation, cellular component: RNA polymerase II, core complex. Gene Ontology annotation, biological process: transcription by RNA polymerase II. The transcript is spliced from 24 exons.
GGCCAGAAGGAAGCCAGCGACCAGCUUGGCUUCCAUCUUCCAUAUUGUGGAAGUUAUGUGUUGCGUUAGUUGGUGAAAGCCAGAGUGAACACUUUUAUCUGCAAAAUAAUGUUUAUUUUAAAGUGAUGCUUUAAUAAAUUCAUCAAAAAUGUCAAUUACUUCAGAUUCCAAAGCUCCUCUGAGAACUGUGAAGAGAGUACAGUUUGGUAUUCUCUCUCCAGAUGAAAUUCGUCGUAUGUCAGUCACGGAGGGCGGUAUCUGCUAUCCAGAGACCAUGGAAGCAGGCCGCCCCAAGCUGCGGGGUCUCAUGGACCCCAGACAGGGUGUGGUCGACAGGCUGUCACGUUGUCAGACCUGUGCAGGAAACAUGUCGGAAUGCACAGGCCAUUUCGGACACAUUGAUCUCGCAAAACCUGUCUUUCAUGUUGGAUUUGUAACAAAGACAAUAAAAAUACUCCGUUGUGUGUGUUUUUACUGCUCAAAACUGCUUGUCAGCCCUAGUCAUCCAAAAAUCAAAGAAAUCGUGAUGAAAACCAAAGGUCAGCCUCGAAAACGUUUGACAUUUGUGUACGACCUUUGCAAGGGUAAAAACAUUUGUGAGGGUGGAGAUGAAAUGGAUUUGAACAAAGAUAAUGUCGAUGAUCCCAAUUCACAGCAGCCGAAAAAAGCCGGACACGGCGGCUGCGGUCGCUACCAGCCGAACCUGCGGCGUGCCGGCCUGGAUGUGACGGCCGAAUGGAAGUACGUAAACGAGGACUCGCAGGAGAAGAAGAUAGUGCUGACGGCUGAGCGCACCUGGGAGAUCCUCAAGCACAUCACCGACGAGGAAUGCUUUAUUCUGGGAAUGGACCCCAAGUUUGCCAGGCCCGACUGGAUGAUUGUCACCGUCCUACCUGUGCCGCCGCUGGCCGUCAGGCCGGCUGUCGUCAUGUAUGGGUCGGCUAGGAAUCAGGACGAUCUUACGCACAAACUGGCCGAUAUCAUCAAGUGUAAUAACGAACUGAAAAGGAACGAGGAGGCUGGAGCUGCAAUGCACGUCAUAUCCGAGAACAUCAAAAUGCUGCAGUUUCACGUGGCCACGCUGGUUGACAACGAUAUGCCCGGUUUGCCUAGAGCUAUGCAGAAAUCAGGCAAACCGUUGAAAGCGAUCAAGGCGCGACUGAAGGGCAAAGAAGGGCGUAUCCGAGGUAAUUUGAUGGGUAAGCGAGUGGACUUUUCUGCGCGAACUGUGAUCACGCCGGACCCGAAUCUGCGCAUCGACCAAGUGGGCGUGCCGCGCUCCAUCGCUCAGAACAUGACAUUCCCCGAGAUUGUCACUCCGUUCAACAUCCAUCUGAUGAAGGAGCUGGUGAGCAGGGGCAACUCUCAGUACCCGGGUGCCAAGUACAUUGUGCGCGACAAUGGCGAGCGAAUCGAUCUGCGCUUCCAUCCGCGGCCGUCCGACCUCCACCUGCAGUACGGCUACAAGGUGGAGCGCCACAUCCGCGACGGCGAUCUCGUCAUUUUCAACCGACAGCCCACGCUGCAUAAGAUGAGUAUGAUGGGCCACAGGGUCAAAGUGCUGCCCUGGUCUACUUUCCGUAUGAAUUUGAGUUGCACGUCACCGUACAACGCCGACUUUGACGGUGACGAGAUGAAUCUGCACGUGCCGCAGUCGAUGGAGACACGUGCCGAGGUGGAGAACAUCCACGUGACGCCCCGCCAGAUCAUCACGCCGCAGGCCAACAAACCCGUCAUGGGAAUUGUGCAGGACACGCUCACCGCUGUCAGGAAGAUGACCAAACGUGAUGUCUUCCUCGAGAAGGAACAAAUGAUGAAUCUUCUUAUGCAUCUUCCGAUUUGGGACGGCAAAAUGCCACAGCCGUGCAUUUUGAAGCCGAAACCAUUAUGGACAGGAAAACAAAUAUUCUCGCUGAUUAUUCCCGGUAACGUAAACAUGAUCCGAACACACUCGACACAUCCUGACGAUGAGGAUAACGGACCUUAUAAAUGGAUAUCACCCGGAGACACUAAAGUAAGAGAAAAACUAACUGUAAUGCGUCUCGCGACCGCUACUCAUAUAUUUCGCAUUAUUAUUUAUCUUACUUUGCUUAUUUUUGUUUUUCUUGGCCAUUAUUUCCAGAUUGAUCAUAUUUUAAUAUUGAUGAUAUCGGAUGUUUCAGGUCACUCAAUCGGUAUUGGAGACACCAUUGCUGAUCCGCAGACCUAUUUGGAAAUUCAGAAGGCCAUCAAAAAAGCCAAAGAGGACGUGAUAGAGGUCAUUCAAAAGGCUCACAACAUGGACCUCGAGCCUACUCCCGGUAACACACUCAGGCAGACUUUCGAAAAUCAGGUGAACAGAAUUCUGAACGACGCUCGUGACAAGACUGGAGGCUCAGCUAAGAAAUCGUUGACUGAAUACAACAAUCUAAAGGCUAUGGUGGUUUCAGGAUCCAAGGGAUCCAACAUUAACAUUUCUCAGGUUAUUGCCUGUGUAGGUCAGCAGAACGUUGAAGGUAAACGAAUUCCGUUUGGGUUCCGCAAGCGUACUCUGCCGCACUUCAUCAAGGACGAUUACGGUCCCGAGUCAAGGGGCUUCGUCGAGAACUCGUACCUGGCCGGCCUCACGCCGUCUGAGUUCUUCUUCCACGCCAUGGGAGGGCGUGAGGGUCUCAUCGAUACGGCUGUCAAGACUGCUGAAACCGGUUAUAUCCAGCGUCGUCUGAUCAAAGCUAUGGAGUCGGUGAUGGUGCACUACGACGGCACAGUGCGUAACUCAGUGGGUCAGCUGAUCCAGUUGCGAUACGGCGAGGAUGGCCUCUGCGGCGAGACGGUCGAGUUCCAGAAGAUCGCCUCCAUCGACCUCUCCAACGCCAAGUUCGAGAACAUGUUCAAGUUUGACGCCGCCAACGAGAGACAUCUGCGUAAAAUCUUCUCGGAAGACGUGCUGCGAGAGAUAGUGGGCAGUGGAGAGGUGAUAUCGGAGCUGGAGAAGGAGUGGGAGCAGCUGUCACGUGACAGGGAGGCACUGCGCUCCAUCUUCCCCAGUGGCGAGUCCAAGGUGGUGCUGCCCUGCAACCUCAAGCGCAUGAUCUGGAAUGUGCAGAAGAUAUUCCACAUCAACAAGCGCGCGCCCACCGAUCUCAGUCCCAUGAAAGUUAUACAAGGAGUGCGAGACCUGCUGCAGAAGUGCAUAAUAGUGGCGGGCAACGACCACCUGAGCCGGCAGGCCAACGAGAACGCGACGCUGCUCUUCCAAUGUCUGGUGCGCUCCACACUUUGCACCAAGCUCGUCUCAGAGAAGUUCCGCCUUUCCACCGAGGCGUUCGAGUGGCUCGUCGGCGAAAUCGAGAAUCGAUUCCAGCAGGCGCAGUGUCAACCCGGUGAAAUGGUUGGCGCGCUGGCCGCACAGUCGCUGGGAGAGCCGGCCACCCAGAUGACACUGAACACGUUCCAUUUCGCCGGAGUGUCGUCGAAGAACGUGACAUUGGGUGUGCCGCGGCUCAAGGAAAUCAUCAACAUCAGCAAGCGGCCCAAGGCGCCGUCGCUAACUGUCUUUUUGACCGGCGCCGCAGCCAGGGACGCCGAGAAGGCCAAGAAUGUGUUGUGUCGACUCGAGCACACUACGCUCAGGAAGGUGACAGCCAAUACAGCAAUCUACUACGAUCCCGACCCGCAGAAUACCGUCAUACCUGAGGAUCAGGAGUUUGUGAACGUCUACUACGAAAUGCCUGACUUUGAUCCAACUCGUAUUUCACCCUGGCUGCUACGUAUUGAGUUGGAUCGUAAGAGGAUGACAGAUAAGAAACUGACAAUGGAACAGAUCUCGGAGAAAGUAAACGCCGGCUUCGGUGACGACCUGAACUGCAUCUUCAAUGACGACAACGCCGAGAAGCUGGUGCUGCGCAUCCGAAUCAUGAACAGCGACGAGAACAAACUGCAGGACGAGGAGGAGACCGUCGACAAAAUGGAGGACGACAUGUUCCUCAGGUGUAUUGAGGCCAACAUGUUGUCUGACAUGACCUUACAGGGUAUCGAAGCAAUUUCAAAGGUAUACAUGCAUCUGCCGCAAACCGACUCGAAGAAACGUAUCAUCAUCACGGAGAGUGGGGAGUUCAAGGCUAUUGCCGAUUGGCUGCUUGAGACUGACGGCACCAGUCUCAUGAAAGUGCUCAGCGAGAGGGACGUGGAUCCGGUCCGAACCUGCUCCAACGAUAUUUGUGAAAUUUUCUCGGUACUGGGUAUCGAAGCCGUCCGUAAAUCAGUGGAGAAGGAAAUGAACGCUGUGCUACAGUUCUACGGUCUGUACGUCAACUACCGUCAUUUGGCUCUGCUUUGUGACGUCAUGACAGCCAAGGGUCAUCUCAUGGCCAUCACACGUCACGGAAUCAAUCGACAGGACACGGGUGCCUUGAUGAGAUGCUCGUUCGAGGAAACAGUGGACGUGUUGAUGGACGCCGCAUCUCAUGCCGAGGUGGAUCCCAUGCGUGGAGUCUCCGAAAACAUCAUCAUGGGACAACUCCCCAGGAUGGGAACUGGUUGCUUCGACCUGUUACUGGACGCUGAGAAGUGCAAGGAGGGCUUUGAGAUCUCGGCGAGUAUGGGCGUGGGCAUGAUGGAUGGAUCAGGCAUGUACUUCGGCAGCGCCGCCACUCCCUCAAUGAGUCCGUCGCGCACACCCUGGCAGCACGCUGGCACUCCGGCCUACGGCGUCACCGCAUGGUCACCUGGCGAAGGCAGUGGCAUGACGCCAGGGGCGCCCGGUUUCUCUCCAUCAGGCUCCAGCGACGCCAGCGGCCUGUCACCCGGCUACAGUCCCGGCUGGAGUCCCACCCCGGGCAGUCCCGGCUCCCCCGGCCCCUCCUCGCCAUUCAUCCCGCCCACAGUGGGGGGCAUGUCCCCCUCCUACUCGCCCACUAGCAGCACCUACGCCCCGGCCUCACCCAGUCUGGCCCCCGCCUCUCCCAACUACUCCCCCACCAGUCCCAACUAUUCCCCGGCAUCCUACUCGCCUGCGUCCCCCUCCUACUCCCCGGCUUCCCCUUCGUACUCCCCAACUUCCCCAUCCUACUCCCCCACUUCCCCUUCAUACUCCCCAACCUCCCCAUCAUACUCCCCCACCUCUCCAUCAUACUCACCAACCUCUCCAUCAUACUCCCCCACUUCCCCUUCAUACUCCCCUACCUCGCCAUCAUACUCUCCCACCUCCCCCUCCUACUCACCAGCUUCACCAUCCUACUCCCCAACUUCCCCCUCCUACUCACCUACUUCACCUUCCUACUCCCCAACAUCACCGUCCUACUCCCCAUCCUCCCCUAACUAUACCCCUACCUCCCCAUCCUACUCCCCUACCUCUCCCUCCUACUCUCCCUCAUCCCCAAGAUACUCCCCAGCAAGUCCUUCCUACUCUCCGUCUUCUCCAAACUACUCCCCCACCUCUCCAUCCUACUCUCCUACUUCUCCGAGUUUUGUGUCCAGCCCACAGUACACUCCUACUUCUCCGCAGUAUUCCCCCACUUCCCCCAACUACUCCCCUACUUCUCCGGCGUAUUCCCCCACUUCCCCCUCAUACUCACCGAGCUCUCCCAAGCAUACUCCGGGCUCUACCCAUUAUUCGCCUACUUCUCCCAAGUAUUCUCCUACUUCUCCGACUUAUUCAAAUACCAGCCCGCAGUACUCGCCUUCUAGCACCAAGUACUCCCCUACUUCUCCCACUUUCACUCCUCCCAGUCCUCGCUACAGUCCUACUUCCCCCACUUCUUACUCCCCAACUGUUCCCGGUUACUCCCCUACUUCCCCUGUCUACUCACCAACUUCUCCAAACUACGAGUCUCCCGAUGAAUAAAUGUAUUCAUGAUUUCUUAUUUCUGAGACACUGGAUACUCACGUUUAUUUAUUAUUAUCGUACUUAUUUCCAAGUAUUCAGAUUCAUAGUUUUGUUAAUGAUAUUACUCAUUUCUGAAUGACCAGUUCCAUAAGUUCAUAACUCAUUCCUGAAUCAUCGGAUACAUAAAUUCAAUAAUAAUUUCUCAUUCCUGAGUAACCGGAUACAUGCCUUAAUUCUACUAUUUUUUAGUCACCGGUUGCAUAGUUUUAUUAUUUAUGAUUUCUUAUUUCUCACUAUUUUUGUCAUUUAUAUCUCUAGCAUUUAAGAUGUAAAUAGAUUUAUAUCGGAUUAUUUCAUACUACUUUAUCAAGAUUUGUUGCAAUUCAGUUUGCUAUGUUUUAAUAUAUUAAAGCAAUUAAAAAAAAAAUGUUGAAAAUGCUCAAAAAUAUUUAAAUAAAAAAUAUAUAAAUUGAUGAAA